Messenger RNA from Castor canadensis (American beaver), 1138 nucleotides. Lineage: Eukaryota; Metazoa; Chordata; Mammalia; Rodentia; Castoridae. The record is from RefSeq and is a predicted model, not a curated record.
UCAAACCCCACAAAAUAAUUUUUAUCUGUAUCUUCUUAAUAAGUUUAUAUGUUGUUCAACAGUAUCUACACCAGUAAACAAGUGUCUGGAUCCUCUUGCAGACGUCUGUUUCUACAGGUUUGGGGUUAGCUAUUUGCAUUGCAACCCUAGUUUUCUGAUGAGUUCAAGAAAAAUCGUAAUGUGCAUUUUUUAGCUUUUUUUCUUGUAAUGGUGAGAGAGAGAGAGAGAUGCCUUCUCCAGCUCUACAUCUCUGAGCUGAUGCCAGAAAAUCAUAUAAAUCUGGGAAUAAGCUCUUAAGGCUCUGUUUGUUUUCCAGCAUCUGUACCCCAGUUUACCAAUUCCCCCACGAUGGUGAUUAUGGUGGGUUUACCAGCUCGAGGCAAGACCUAUAUCUCCACAAAGCUCACAAGAUAUCUCAACUGGAUAGGAACACCAACUAAAGUGUUUAAUUUAGGCCAGUAUCGACGAGAAGCAGUGAGCUACAAGAACUACGAAUUCUUUCUCCCAGACAACAUGGAGGCCCUACUUAUCAGGAAGCAGUGUGCCAUGGCAGCUCUGAAGGAUGUCCAUAAUUACCUCAGCCAUGAGGAAGGUCACGUUGCGGUAUUUGAUGCUACCAACACUACCAGAGAACGACGGUCACUUAUUCUGCAGUUUGCUAAGGAACAUGGUUAUAAGGUCUUUUUCAUUGAGUCCAUUUGUAAUGACCCUGACAUAAUUGCAGAAAACAUCAAGGUAAAGGAGCACCAAUGAUUUUUCCUCCUUACUCUGUUUUAGGUUCGGAUCAUUCCUAAAAAGACCUCCCUGAACUUCUCCUCUCACUUGAAUAGGAAGCAUUCUUUGACCAUCCUGGUCCACAAUGAAUCUAUGAAAUCAGAUGAAGGCAGCAUAUAAAAAGCCCUUAGAAUGCAGCAAGCACCAAUUUAACUCAGUUUUUCACAACAAACUUGCAUGUUAGGAAUCAUUUCCAUGUCAGAGAGAGAAAACUGAGGCUCUAGGAGAAGUGAGUUGUUAAAGAUACAGCCAAAAGCUGGGCGCCAUUGUCUUGUGCUUGUAAUCCUAGCUUCUCAGAAGGUAGAGAUCAGGAGGAUCACAGUUUGAAGCCAACCCAGGCAAAUAGUUCACAAGACCCUAUCUU